Cygnus atratus (black swan) is the source of this 6595-nucleotide messenger RNA. RefSeq names its product CREB regulated transcription coactivator 1 (gene CRTC1). NCBI's taxonomy places the organism in Eukaryota, Metazoa, Chordata, Aves, Anseriformes, Anatidae. The coding region runs from base 21 to 1880 and encodes 619 amino acids. Gene Ontology annotation, cellular component: nucleus; cytoplasm. Gene Ontology annotation, molecular function: cAMP response element binding protein binding. The transcript has 14 exons. Gene Ontology annotation, biological process: protein homotetramerization; positive regulation of transcription by RNA polymerase II. The record is from RefSeq and is a predicted model, not a curated record.
GGGGAUGCGGACGGGGGAAGAUGGCGGCGUCGAACAACCCGCGGAAAUUCAGCGAGAAGAUCGCCCUGCACAACCAGAAGCAGGCCGAGGAGACGGCGGCCUUCGAGGAGGUCAUGAAGGACCUGAGCCUCACCCGCGCCCACCGGUUACAGCUGCAGAAAACCCAAUAUUUGCAACUGGGACAGAGUCGUGGCCAGUACUACGGUGGGUCACUGCCAAAUGUGAAUCAGAUUGGAAACAGUGCCAUGGAUCUUCCCUUCCAGACUCCCUUUCAGUCAUCUGGGUUGGACACAAGCAGGACAACUCGGCAUCACGGGCUGGUGGACAGAGUGUACCGGGACAGGAAUCGCCUCGGAUCCCCACACCGACGCCCUCUCUCUGUGGAUAAGCAUGGAAGACAAGUAGACAGCUGUCCGUAUGGCACUGUGUACCUGUCACCUCCAUCGGAUACAAGCUGGAGAAGGACAAAUUCUGAUUCUGCCUUGCACCAGAGUACUAUGACUCCAGCUCAACAAGAAUCCUUUUCAGGAGGGUCACAGGACAUGCAGCAGAAAAGAGUUUUAUUGCUGACUGUCCCUGGAAUGGAGGAAACCACCUCUGAGGCAGACAAAACCCUCUCUAAGCAAGGAUGGGACACUAAAAAGACUGGGUCAUCAAGACCUAAAUCAUGUGAAGUUCCAGGAAUCAACAUCUUUCCAUCAGCUGACCAGGAAAACACUACAACGCUGAUUCCUGCUACGCAUAACACGGGUGGCUCCCUUCCAGACCUGACAAACAUCCAUUUCCCUUCCCCUCUCCCAACACCGUUAGAUCCUGAGGAAUCCACAUUCCCAGCCCUGAGUAGCUCCAAUAGUACCGGAAAUCUUGCUGCCAAUCUGACUCACUUGGGCAUCAGCACUGCCAGUCAGGGAAUGACGACGACGCCAGCCCCUUCCCAGCAGCACCGUCAGCCCACCGUCAGCCCUCUCUCGUUGAGCGCAGACUCGAGGCGACCACAGUCACAGCAAAUGUCUCCUACGCUUUCCCCUUUGUCACCAAUUACUCAGGCCGUGGCUAUGGAUGCGUUGUCUCUGGAACAGCAGCUUCCCCCAUAUCCAUUUUUUACCCAGACAACUUCCCAGCAACAGCAGCAGACCCAGGUGGCAAGUACUCUGCCUCAGAAUACUCCUUUAAUGCAGACCUCUGGUUUACAGCGAGGAACGCAACUCCCCCCACUCUCCGUCACGGUACCUUCUACCAUCCCACAGUCACCUCCGGGUAGCCAGACCCAACCAUCAAUGGGAAUAGACAUCAACUCGGCUUCACUCCAGCAGUACCGCAGUAAUGCUGGCUCCCCAGCCAACCAGUCUCCCACCUCUCCUGUCUCCAAUCAAGGCUUCUCUCCUGGCAGCUCCCCUCAACAUUCUUCCAUUCUGGGGAGUGUAUUUGGUGACUCCUAUUAUGAUCAGCAGAUGACAGCUAGGCAGGCUAAUGCCCUAUCCCAUCAGCUCGAACAGUUUAAUAUGAUAGAAAACGCCAUUAGUUCCAACAGCCUGUACAGCCCUUGUUCCACCCUUAACUACUCCCAGGCAGCCAUGAUGGGACUUACCGGCAGUCAUGGCAGCUUGCAGGACUCGCAGCAGCUGAAUUACUCCAGCCAUGGAAACAUCCCCAACAUCAUUCUUACAGUGACAGGAGAAUCUCCUCCCAGCUUAUCAAAAGAACUGACCAGCUCUUUGGCAGGAGUGGGCGAUGUCAGCUUUGACACGGAUUCCCAGUUCCCUCUGGAUGAACUCAAAAUUGACCCUUUAACCUUGGAUGGACUGCACAUGCUGAAUGACCCAGACAUGGUCCUCACCGACCCCGCCACAGAGGACACGUUCAGGAUGGACCGGCUGUGAAGCGUGGACACCAGGAGCUUGGGAACGGCGCUUGUUCCUGGCGCCCAGCCGAACUAGAGAGUCCCAUGGGUCAGUCGUGUCAGAACAGGGGUUACCGAGAGCGGUAGCUCUGUCCUGUACAACGUGUACAAUGAGUAAAGCUUGUCGUUCUAAGCUUGCAGCGCUGCAGACCCCUACUCCCUGUCGCGCCGUAUUUCACCCCUUACCCACUCGUUGCCAUUAAUGAGUAAGGAGUUUCCAUCAGCCUUCUCCUCUCCAGAGCCCCCCCCCUUCCCCCCACCAAAGCUCCAGCGGUCAGUUGUCAAUUUAUCCUUUGCACUAGGAGGGGGUGUUUUUCGGGCAGGCGAGGAAGGUCCAGAGCCGAGGGUAAAGAGAUUCUUUCUAACGUACCAAAUCGUUGGCUGCUGCUUGGGACGGGGAAAGGUGCCGAGGACUGUCCCCCCCCUCUCCCCCCACCGAUUCGAAAGCAAAUCUCUGCAUUGCCACCCUCCGGGAGGGGCUGGGGGAGCUUCUGCGGUUUUGACUCUGCUUCGUGACAGCUGCUUUGUAGAGUAAAAUGCUUCUUCCUUUAUCGAUAUGCCAUGUUUGUUUCCAGGUCCGUUCCCCUGACUGUCGUCCUGCACCCACUGCCUCUUCUCAUGCCCUGAGCAAACUCGUGUACUUGGCAAGCGGAAAAGCAGCCGGGCAGCCCCACGGCCUUUUGUAGCUGGCUAGUCAAAAAGGCGACUGUAAACACUAUUUUCAAAGCUUUUUUAACAAAUAUAUAUGUAAUAUAUAUAUAUAUAUUUAUAUAUAUGUAUACAUAUAUAUAGCAUUUCUGAGCACACAAAAAAGUACUAUAAUUCAUUACUUGAUUAGCACGGAGGAAGGAUCAGAACAUUUUAAAGCAGCUAAAAGAAUAUAGGAGACUAACUUGCAGAGUAUAUUUCUAACUUUACUUUGUGAGAGAUUCCUGGGCAACAGGAAGGGCAUUUCUAUAGCAAUGCCUGGCUCAAACCAUGAUGACUAUUUUUUAUUUUUUAUUCUUAUUCAUUACUUAUUCUGUUACCAUUAUUUAUGAUUUUUUUUAUUUAAGUUUUUGGAUAUUAGCAAAGUAGCUAAACUACAUACAGCCAGUUGAAGCACUCUACAUAAUACUUGUACAGUACAUCUUUUUGUGUUUUUAUUCCAGAAAUAUAUUAUAUAUAUUAUAUAUAUAGGUAUUUUUAACUAACUGGAAUUUUAAACAGAUGUUGAGCAGAGGUAAGGAAGCCUAGGGCAAGUCUAGAUGUUUCCCUCUUAUAUAGUCGAGAUAGGGUGCCAGGAACUUCAAUAUUCCUUCUUUCACCCUGGGGAAAAAAUAGCUUGUUCCACAGUGAAAUAGUACUGUAUCCUUGAACAGGUUGCAAUUCUGUUAAAUUCAUAAUAGACUAUUUCUGUUAGUCCUUGUUAAUAUUCUGUGCUGCAGUAAAACGGAAUGGUGAAUGACACUUUAUCAAUGGCAGAUUUAAAGAAAAAAAAAAAAGAAAAAACUCAUUGACUGAGUUGAUUUCACUUAAAUAUCACGGCUGAACUUAUGACUAUUCCCAAAUCUCUGCACCUGGGACUUUAUCAGAUCUUAAAAAUAUGUUUAAGGAUUUAUCAAGAGCCCAGUAGGCGUAGAGUAGUUACCAGGGGCACUGUUAAAAUGUUGGCAGCAUUGCACUGUAACCUGCAUGGUAACAGACCCCGUAAGUACACGUCCCUUCUCAGUAGAAGUUAGGAAUUAACAUUAUUUUGAGUUUCAUUAACAAAACAAAAAUGACUUUGUACAUAACACCCCGAAUGUGAGGUUAAUGAAUACCAGCUAGAGGAAAGCAUUUCCAUGCAGUAGGGGGUGGACAUCCGCAGCUAUUUUUGUUAAAUACAGCCUCGAUAAAAGAGCUGGGGAUUGUUUUCAUUUCAAGACGAGUUGUUUCCCCAUGCCCGUCCCUGGCAUGGGCGUUCCAUAUCUGCUCUCUUUCGACUCAGUCUGCAUCACCUGAAUUUGUAUUUUGUCUAAAAUCGUCUCAGUUCUCUCUCAGCUGUCAUUUUUCUAAGCAAAAAAAUCCCCUCAGCACUUCUACCUGACCUCCCUGCCCCGUUCCCCUCGAGAAGGAUUUUCUUGCUGUUUUCAGCAAGCGAUACGGAGGAGCUGGACUGCUCUUAAUGAGUUAUACUAGGUUUCUGUGUGCUUCCAGAAAUCUGUGGGACGCCGUCCUGAGAUUCAUGCAAACACUGCUGAGCAGAAUCGUUGUUGGGAUCUCUAUAAUUUGGGUGCGUGUUUGCUCACAUCUGUGCCAUUAGUUGACCAUUUGCACUAAAAGUAUUUUUCUUCAGAUCUCUUUGCUUACCUGUGUCUUUUUCUUUUGUUCCUUCCCAUGCAACUGAAAGGUUAUCCUGCAUCUUUGUUGAAAAUGUUUGUUAGGAUUUACACCCGGUAGUACAUGCUAACUCCUGAUGUCUGCUUAUUUCAGAUUGCUAAUGCUUUUUCAAUUUAAGAAAAAAAAAAAAGAGGUAGCUUCGAACAGAAGGAUACCCUAAAAGAACAAGAGUAUUUGGGGCACAGGUGACUCGGAGUCCUUUGCUUUGAAACAGCCGAAAGGUACAGUGUGAGUCGGAUACGCUUCUUGCAGUUCACAUAGUCUCUUUGACAGUACUGUUAGUUCCUCGAUGGGAUUUCUGUCUGUAUUGCUCUCUUGUUCGAAUGACUCUCAUGCAUGUAAAUUCUUGUUUGUGAUCUAUUUUUUUAAAACCAGAGUCACUUCAGAAUGAAGCAUCCAAGUAGGAGAUCAGAUUCCUAACUGGAGACUUUUACAGGGAGCUGUUGCUAAAUGCUACCUUCUAAUUUUUUUUAAAACUACAUGUGUAUAUAAGAGAUCUUGUUUAUUAGACUUGUAAGUAGACAUUUAAAAUGGCCUUAAUUUAAAAAUAACACGUCUGGAUGCAACUGUCAAAAUUAGGGACCAUCUAGUUGAGAGAAAUACAGGUUUUGUUCCUUUCUUGUGGGGCAAACGGAGAAGGGUGCUUUGAGAGUGGGAAGAAGAUGAAGUCAUCGUGGGAAGCAGAUGACGGCCGUGUAUGAAAAUGUGCUUCAUCUCUUAAGCCCCGGUAGCGGGCAGGCAAGCUGCUUUUAUUACUGACCCUUUGAGAACCGGAGCAGUUCUUUCAACAGCUCUUGCAUUUUGCUUCCCAGAAGGCCAGUUUCUUGACAGCGUCGUGUACGAGCUGCGCUUGGGAGGGGUUUUUCUCCCCCUCUCCCCUUAAAGGUUAUAUUUUUAAGUGCAUAUGCAUAAGGCUGGUUUUAAAGCAAAAACGAUAUUAAUUUGUCAAAUGUAAACGUGGAGCCGAUCCCCAGUGUUUUGGGAACAAGUGAUAAUAUUUAAAAACCUAUUAGCACAGUUUUCAUUUUAAAUUGUGUGUAAAAGAGUGAGAGCUGUUGGGAGUGGUUGGCCCUCACAGUCCAGGGAUGGAUGAGAGCAGAAAAAAAAAAACACUUGGCAAAAAAAAAAGAAAAAAGUAUUAUUUGUAACUUUUUCAGUUAAAUCUUGAAACUGUCUGGUGUCUCAAAGGGUUACUGUCCAAACAUACCUGCUGAAUGAACCCUCCCCCUCCCUACAACAUGUGUUUUUUUAUAUAUAUAAAUAUAUAUAUAUAUUAAAAAGUUCCCAAGCUAGACUGUUGCAUUUGCCAAUACAAUGGGGAAUUAAUAGGAAUAAACUUUCAGUGUAUAAAAUACUGUGACUUUCAAAAGAAAAAACAGACUUCUGCUGUUCCUUGCAGUGCAGGUGGGGGGGGGGGGGGGGAGGCUCUCGUCGUUGUACAUAGCAGUCUGCAUUCUCUUUCCAAUGAAUCUGCACAGGCCGAGUUGAGGUCAUUCUCUCUGCUGCAUGUGUGACCGACCGCAGGCAGCACCCAACCUGUCAGCUCACUACUGCUUCUGCAUGUCAGUGAACACUUCGCCAGCGAUCUUUGACUGUGCAAAAUCUUUCCUGUACAGAGAACCUUUGAGUUUUUCCUUUUUUUUUUUUUCUUCUUUUAAAGAGGGGAAAAGGUUUCCAGAAAGAGGCUGCAAAUUAAUCGAAGAAAUUAUUAAUGAUUUGUACAUUUUAUUACCUUUUUGAAAAUUAGAUUGGAUUGAGUUUCUAAAAGAGCGUGCCUGAGAAACCCUGGUGCAAAGCCAUGCAACAGAAAUGCUUGAAACUUUCAGCUAAGAGGAAGAGCUGCCCUCUGAGUGUUUGUAAAAAGCAGCGUCCGAUAACGUAGAAUUGUUCAAAUAUCCUUCAAAAAUUAGGUCUUGGCAGCGUCCAUUUCUAAAACCUCAGAUUUCUGUAGAAAAAAAUACUUAAGGCUGGAGAUCUGCCCCUUACUGAGCAUGGUACUCGCCUUGGAAACCCCCUCUGUCCCAUAAGGAAGAGGAAAGCCCCCUCAUCAUACCCUAGGUUAAAUUGUAUGCUGUGCUUUCAGGAGAAAAGCGUUUAUUCCUCUGACAAACGGAACCCCCGUCACUGUGAUGGCAAUGUGAAAGCGCAGGUAGCGUUUGUUACAUGUGUAUGUUCUUUUUAAAAAACAAAAAAGCGGAAAAAAAAUUUGUAGUGUUCCUGUUCUUUGUAUUUUUAGUUGCAUAUUAUUUAUACUGCGCAGUGUAGGCAUGGAUUGCAUGUCAGUUUUCUAUGCGGGCACCAUGAUGACAUUAUAACUGUGUAUUAUAAAUCAUU